GGAGCAAGGGCCAGAGAGGAGAGGAUACAAAGAUAAAACAGGGAGAGAAAGGAAGGCCAAACAACUACAAUCUGUGGAAAGUGGAGAGGAUGAAGGGGGCCUUAGAUGAAUACAGGGAGGGAGUGAAGACAGGAAUUCCAGUGAGUGUGCACCUCUUGUCACGUGCAUGGGGUGUGCCGCGUUCCACGCUGCAAAGACGCAUUAGUGGAAAGGUGACGGGCAGCAAACACGUGUCAGGGCGGAAGCCCUACCUUCCACAGGAGGCGGAAAGGGAGCUUGCUGCCACCCUAAAGACCUUGGCGCAGAGGGGUUUUCCAUUCACCAAACGCGAUGUCCAGCAGGUAGCCUUUGAUUUCGCAGCUAAGAACCAGAUAUCUGGUUUUUCCUAGACAGCAGGGAGGGCUGGAUACUACUGGUUCCACAAUUUUUUGAAGCGCAACCCAGAGCUUGGGAUGCGAAAACCAGAGGUCCUAUCUGCAGCACGGGCUGCUGGACUUAACAAAGUGGUGGUCAACCAGUGGUUUACCCAAUAUGAGAGUCUUCUGGUCGAGCUGGGUAUUGCGGGCACACCAUCACAUAUCUGGAACUGUGACGAGUCUGGCCUUCAGGACCAGUUCAGUUCCACAAAGGUCGUUGGGCAGGUUGGCCAGCCAUGUGUGGAGGUGUGUGCCGGAGAGAAGGGGGAGACAACAACUUGUCUGGCAGCAUUCAAUGCAGAAGGCAUAUACAGCCGAACCAUGAUUAUUUUUAAGGGGAAGCGUGUUCGUUCUGAGUGGCUACAGGGGUGCCCGGAGAACACCAGCGUAAGGUGUUCAGACAAUGGCUGGAUUACCUCUGACCUCUUUCUGGAGUGGGGUCAAAUGUUCAUUCAGUCCCUCCCUAAGGAUGACCCCAGGCCCCACCUUCUCCUCCUUGACGGCCACAGUAGCCAUGUCUAUAACAUGGAGUUUAUUAAGCUACUGAAGAGCAAGAAUGUGCACAUAAUGUGCUACCCUGCCCACACAACCCAUGCGCUGCAACCGGCAGACAAGGCCCUCUUUAAGAGUUUGAAGCACCACUGGGACCAGGAAGGCAGGAAGUGGACGAGGAUGAUGGCGGGGCAGAAGCUGUCAAGGAUGGAAUUUUUUACGGUGUUCAGCAGGGCUUGGGCAAAGGCUGCCACUGUUGAAAAUGCCCAGGCAGGGUUCCGGGGGACAGGGAUGUUCCCACUCAAUAAAGACAUCCUCCCUGAGACUGCUUUUGCCCCCAGCAAGACCACCGAAAGAGUGCUACCAUCCACUCUACCAUCCUCACCCACAAGGCCGCAGUCUCUCCCAACCCCACCCACUGGACCAUGGUCGCCCCUGCUGACCUUGACCCACUCUGCCCGCCAGCCAUCAGCUCUGCUCUCUGGACAUCAGUCCUCCCAUCCACCAGCCAGACCUCAGUCGCCUGCCGAUCCGCCAGCCAGACUUCAGUCCUCUGCUUCCCUGACACCCCUGCUACCUGUGGAACCACUGUACUUUUUUCCAGAUGAGAAGGUGGUGUUUGAAGAGGUUGUGUUGGAGGAAGUACCGGAGGAAGAUAAUGAUAUCUUCAACCAGUUCACACCACAGGAAGAAACACACUCCCCGGAUGAGGGACCUUCCACCUCCACAUCUGUGACAUUCACUGACUUGAUCACAGUGCCACAAAGGGAGAGAGCCAUCAGAAAACGUAUGAAGCCACCCUCAUAUAAUCUUUCAAGUGAGGAACACAUUGACUAUAUCACAAAAAAAACAUCCAGCAAGAAACCAGCUAAGCAAGCCAGCAAGUGCCCGCUCAGCAAGCAACCAAAAGGGAAAAGAAAGCAGGAAAAGAAAAGCAAGUCACCUUGCAAAGUUUGCAACACCCACUAUGGUGACCCAGAGGAUCCUAAGGCUACUGAGGAAUGGGUAAAAUGUGACCCUUGUUCUGCCUGGUUUCACGAAACCUGUGGCGAAGAGAAUGGGAUCUGUGCUGACGAUGGGUUCAUUUGCAAAGACUGUCUUUGAAACACCUUUUCAUCACAUACACACACUAAUGAUAUCAAUGUUUUAAUGUUUAAUAUAUCAGUUACCAGUUUUGUAUGAAUUUUUGUAGUUUGCGCAUUUCGUUCAAAAUGUGUUCACACACACACACACACACUGAUCUGUCACUGAUCUAUUCACUGAUCUGUGCUGUUCCAAAAAAUUUUAAUUGCACAUUUGAAUAUGUGAGUUUGUACCCACAAUGUGUUUUUAAUGGCACAUAUGAAUAUUUGUUUUGAAAUUAAAAUUGAUGAUAAAUUACCAUUCCCUUUGCAUUUUGACUGGCCGAAUGCUUACCUGAAACAGCUGGCCCGUUUUACCUUAGAUGCUGGCCCAUUUUACCUGAAACUGCUUAUGCAAAAAAAGUUGGCACAGUUGAUGUUUCAAGAACUGUAGGGCCUAAAUAAUUAUAUUUUAUGACAUAAUUUCAACACAAAAUGAUCAAAAACAGUCAUUAGUAAUCAUAAAAACACUUGGAAAAGGCAUAUAUAGUAUUAUAUUAUUUUCCCAACUGAUUUACCAAAAAGUGGCCCAAUUUAGCUGAUAU
Molecule: messenger RNA, 2574 nt
Organism: Alosa sapidissima (American shad)
Lineage: Eukaryota; Metazoa; Chordata; Actinopteri; Clupeiformes; Clupeidae
Exons: 2
Coding region: 453-2012 (519 amino acids)
Cellular component (GO): nucleus
Molecular function (GO): DNA binding
Source: RefSeq, a predicted model, not a curated record